This is a messenger RNA of Pisolithus orientalis, 2572 nucleotides long. RefSeq names its product P-loop containing nucleoside triphosphate hydrolase protein. Gene Ontology annotation, biological process: mitochondrial translational elongation. The transcript has 11 exons. The record is from RefSeq and is a predicted model, not a curated record. Gene Ontology annotation, cellular component: mitochondrion. Lineage: Eukaryota; Fungi; Basidiomycota; Agaricomycetes; Boletales; Pisolithaceae. Gene Ontology annotation, molecular function: GTPase activity; GTP binding; translation elongation factor activity. The coding region runs from base 163 to 2478 and encodes 771 amino acids.
ACGUUAUUCCAAAAAUCUUUUCCGUCAAUCAUCCCCGAGGCAAAAUCGGCAAUUGGACGUGUAGCGGGCCCAAAGCAGCCCAGCAUAAGUAUUGCGUAAGCUACCACAUGGGGACCACUCGGCGAAAAUUUAGUUUUUGAAAACAGUCGAGGUGCUUCACCCAUGCAGAUACUGCGUCGCCCGCCCACUCCAUGGAGUUGGGCGCUCAUAGGUACCAGGUCACCGCCAACUUGCCUCCUUGUCUCCUGGGUGGGGAGACGCGCUGCGUCUGCAGCCUCGGUGGCGCGCAAGACGUCCAACUCGCCCUUGGAGUUCCCCAAGUAUGAGCUCUCUGGGGCCGAUAUGAAGAGAGUUAAUUUUCAGAGAAACAUUGGUGUUUCCGCCCACAUCGAUUCAGGGAAGACUACUCUGACAGAACGUAUUCUUUACUACAGCGGUCGAAUUCGAGACAUUCAUGAGGUCCGUGGCCGAGACGCUGUCGGUGCCAAGAUGGACAGCAUGGAGCUGGAGCGCGAGAAAGGCAUUACCAUCCAAAGCGCUGCGACGUUCUGCGAUUGGAAUGCGACGUCCCCAAUAACCGGUGACAAGGACAAGUAUGCCAUCAACAUUAUUGACACUCCCGGUCACGUCGACUUCACAAUAGAGGUCGAACGUGCUCUCAGAGUACUCGAUGGCGCAAUCUUGGUACUGUGUGCUGUUGCGGGCGUUCAGAGCCAAACGACCACCGUUGAUCGUCAAAUGCGCCGAUACAAUGUUCCUCGUAUAUCUUUCGUUAACAAGAUGGACAGGCCCGGUGCCAACCCUUGGAGGGUUAUCAACCAAAUCCGAACUAAGCUUAAGAUCGCUGCCGCUGCCGUGCAGGUUCCGAUAGGGGUAGAAGAUGAAUUCAGGGGCGUUGUUGAUCUUGUUCGUUGGAAAGCAGUGUACAACGAAGGAGAGAAAGGUAUUAACGUUGUCGAGUCCGACGAAAUUCCCGCAGAAGUUCUGGGACUUGCAAAGGAAAAACGUGCGGAACUCAUUGAACAGCUAGCGGAGGUCGACGAACAGAUUGGUGACCUCAUUUUGUGUGACGAGAUUCCGACGAAUGUGCAGAUCGCCGAAGCUAUUCGUCGAACAACCGUCGGACUGAAAUUUUCACCCGUUUUCCUUGGUUCGGCGAUCAAGAACACUGCGGUGCAGCCGUUACUAGAUGGAGUAUGUUCAUACCUUGCUAACCCAGCUGAGUCGACGGUUACGGCACGCGAUACUACUCAACCUGCGUCUCCUCCAAUCCCUCUCGUCCCAGCUGCUGAAGCGCCUCUUGUCGUAUUGGCAUUCAAAUUGGAGGAGGGUCGCUUUGGUCAACUGACCUACAUGCGGGUAUAUCAGGGUACCCUGAAGAAAGGCUCCUACGUCGUCAAUGCCCGCACAGACAAAAAGGUCAAAGUCCCUCGCUUAGUUCGUAUGCACAGUAAUGAGAUGGAGGACAUUGAUUCCAUUGGCCCCGGGGAGAUUUGUGCGCUUUUUGGCGUUGAAUGCUCUUCUGGUGAUACUUUCACUGACGGAACUACCAGUUUCUCUAUGACAUCAAUGCAUGUACCGGAGCCAGUCAUAUCACUUGCGAUCAAACCCAUAGGCCAGGAAACCCCAAACUUUUCUCGCGCACUCAGCCGAUUUCAAAAGGAGGAUCCUACUUUCAAGGUUCAUAUUGACCCGGAGAGCAAAGAAACAAUUAUUUCCGGAAUGGGGGAACUUCACCUGGAAAUUCACGUGGAACGCAUGAGGCGUGAAUAUAAUGUGGCGUGUACCACGGACAAGCCGCGCGUCGCAUAUCGCGAAACCGUUACUCAGCGUGCACAUUUUCAAUUCACUCACAAGAAGCAGACGGGAGGUGCUGGCCAGUUUGCACGUGUCAUUGGCUACGUGGAACCUAUGGAAUUUGAUCCUGAAAUUGGCCGCGACACGCAGUUCGAGAGUCUCAUCAUGGGUGGGGCUAUUCCGUCCAACUAUAUCCCCGCAUGUGAAAAAGGUUAUUUCGAAGCAUUGGAGAAGGGUACCCUUUCUGGUAAUCCAAUUGUGGGUUGUCGCAUGGUUCUCCAAGAUGGCAGCUACCAUAUCGUGGAUUCUUCUGAAUUGGCAUUCCGUAUCGCAACAAUUAGCGCAUUCAGGGAAAUUUACAUGCAAACGAGGCCCAUUAUACUCGAGCCUAUCAUGACAGUUGAAGUUAUUGCUCCAUCGGAGUUCCAGAGUGCUGUCAUCGGGAGCCUGAACCAGCGGCGAGGUACGAUUUUGGAUAGCGAAGUCCGAGGCGAGGAGUUCGUGUGCACUGCAGAAGUCCCUUUGAACGACAUGUUCGGCUACUCGAGUCAACUUCGUGGCGUAACGCAGGGCAAAGGAGAAUUCAGCAUGGAGUACAGGACGCAUAUGCCUGUCCUUCCUAUUAUUCAAAAAGAACUUGCGGAGGCUUACCGCAAGACUUUACCUCAGGCGAAGAAGUAGAAUGACAUGCUACGUCCCGUAGCAACUGUCACACAUAGUUAAAGUUAUCACCUGAUACUCCCACUUAUAUAAUCUAAUUAGACACAACAUUGCU